This is a messenger RNA of Caenorhabditis briggsae, 861 nucleotides long. RefSeq names its product Protein CBR-CEY-4 (gene Cbr-cey-4). NCBI's taxonomy places the organism in Eukaryota, Metazoa, Nematoda, Chromadorea, Rhabditida, Rhabditidae. Bases 1 to 861 code for a protein of 286 amino acids. The transcript is spliced from 3 exons. The record is from RefSeq and is a predicted model, not a curated record. Gene Ontology annotation, molecular function: nucleic acid binding. Gene Ontology annotation, cellular component: nucleus. Gene Ontology annotation, biological process: regulation of gene expression.
AUGUCGACUGAACAAGCAAACGGAAAAGUUAUGGAGGAGAAGAAGGACAAAGUUGCCGAGGUGACCGAGAAAUUGGACAACCUCGCUGUCGACAAAACCAACGAGGCGAACGACAACAAGCCGGCUCGUCGUGGUGGACGCGGAUUCCGCGGGCGUGGACGCGGUCGCGGAGGUCGCAUGGGAUACGUUCCAAGACCACCAUACGAGGAGCAGGUGAAGCAAAUCGAGGAGGACCUGAAGACCAAGAGAGUUCUCGAGAAGGGCGUCAAAGGAUACGUCAAAUGGUUCUCUGUCCGCGGACGCUAUGGAUUCGUUGCCCGCGAGAAGGCCGCCGAUGAGACCGAAGACUUCUUUGUUCAUCAAACCGCUAUUUCCAAGUCGAGCACCAUCAAGUACUAUCUUCGUACUCUUGAGGAGGACGAACCAGUCGUCUUUGACAUCGUCGAAGGACGCAAGGGCCCUGAAGCCGCCAACGUAACCGGACCAGAUGGCGAGAACGUCCGUGGAUCGAGAUUCGCUCGAUCCCUUCUCACUCGUUGGGGACAUCGUGGUGGUGCCAGAGGAGGACGUGCUGGAGGACGCAAGCCACGAGAGAACACUGGUGACGAGAAGGAAAAGCCAGCUGCUCAGGAAGAGAGUGGUGAUGGAGAGGUUCGCGGAAAGCGCCGUGUUCGUCGUGCUCGUGGAAAGCUCCAGCCAGACGCUGAAAAUGGGGAGAAGCCACAAGAGAAGGGAGAUGGUGACGCCACACCAGCGGACGGAGAGAAGAAAGGCCGCCGUCGCAACCGUAACACCAAGGGAAAGAAAGAGGCAGGAGAGGCAACAGAGCAGAAACAAGAAGGUGCCCCAACUAAGGCCUAG